Molecule: messenger RNA, 1968 nt
Organism: Physeter macrocephalus (sperm whale)
Lineage: Eukaryota; Metazoa; Chordata; Mammalia; Artiodactyla; Physeteridae
Gene: RPF1
Product: ribosome production factor 1 homolog
Exons: 9
Coding region: 31-1080 (349 amino acids)
Biological process (GO): maturation of LSU-rRNA; maturation of 5.8S rRNA
Cellular component (GO): nucleolus; preribosome, large subunit precursor
Molecular function (GO): rRNA primary transcript binding
Source: RefSeq, a predicted model, not a curated record
UCCGUACAGAUCACAAGGAGCAAAAAUACCAUGGCGAAGGUCGGGGAUAAGAGCGGCUGCAGCAGAAACAAAGGCUUGAAACGCAAAGCCGCUACUGAAGAACCUCAGGAGGCUGCAGUCGCUGAGGAUGGGACGACGGAAAGUGGGGUCCAACUCUCGAAGGCGGCUGCCUUUCCUCCAGGCUUCAGCGUUUCGGAGAUUAAGAACAAACAGCGGCGACACUUAAUGUUCACGCGGUGGAAACAGCAGCAGCGGAAGGAAAAGUUGGCAGCUAAGAAAAAACUUAAAAAAGAGAGAGAGGCUCUUGGUGAUAAGGCUCCACCAAAGCCUAUACCGAAGACCAUUGACAACCAGCGAGUGUAUGAUGAAACCACAGUAGACCCUAAUGAUGAAGAGGUCGCUUAUGAUGAAGCUACAGAUGAAUUUGCUUCUUACUUCAACAGACAGACUUCUCCCAAGAUUCUCAUCACUACAUCAGAUAGACCUCAUGGGAGAACAGUACGACUCUGUGAACAGCUCUCCACAGUUAUACCAAACUCACAUGUUUAUUACAGAAGAGGACUGGCUCUGAAAAAAAUUAUUCCACAGUGCAUCUCAAGAGAUUUCACAGACCUGAUUGUUAUUAAUGAAGAUCGUAAAAUACCAAAUGGAUUAAUUCUGAGUCACUUGCCAAAUGGCCCAACUGCUCAUUUUAAAAUGAGCAGUGUUCGUCUGCGUAAAGAAAUUAAGAGAAGAGGCAAGGACCCCACAGAACACAUGCCUGAAAUAAUUUUAAACAAUUUUACAACACGGCUGGGUCAUUCUGUUGGACGUAUGUUUGCAUCUCUCUUUCCCCAUAAUCCUCAAUUCAUUGGAAGGCAGGUUGCCACAUUCCACAAUCAACGGGAUUAUAUCUUCUUCAGAUUUCACAGAUACAUAUUCAAGAGUGAAAAGAAAGUGGGAAUUCAGGAACUUGGACCACGUUUUACCUUAAAAUUAAGAUCUCUUCAGAAAGGGACCUUUGAUUCUAAAUAUGGAGAAUAUGAAUGGGUCCAUAAGCCCCGGGAAAUGGAUACAAGUAGAAGAAAAUUCCAUUUAUAAAGUACUGAGGGGAUAGUAUUGGAUUGUGCUGAACAGGCCUAUCUUGAAUUUAUGAAAGAAGACCCUUCUCAAAAUGGCAUUUACUGAUUUCAUAAGCCUUCUGUCAUGUCUGGAUAAAGUACCAAGUGCCAUGAAUUGCCAUUCACUAUUUAUAUAGCAAAUAAAAGGUCAUUUUGAUAAGAGUUUAUAAAUUCAAGUUUCCUAAAGCUUAAUUCUCUUAUUUUUAGGUAAUUGUUAAUAGUUGAAAUUGGGAUCAGCAUUCAAACUAACAUUUCUGUUUGUACUUUCAUGGAACAUGUGGGCUGGAGAGAAAUACAGUGCUUGGUAGAUACUGUGUAGCCCACUGUUUUCUAUCAGACUGAUCUUCAUAGUUUUAAUUCUGUUUCCCGAAAAUACAUAUAUUUGGGGGUGAGGUUUCUAGGAUGUAUUAACAUUUCCUUAAGCCUUUCAAGAAGGGUAGAAAUUUUUAAAGCAAAGUGGUUUGCCAAGGACUUAAAGCAAAAGUUGCAAAUUAUUGAUGGUAGUCUUUGGUUCCCUUUUCCUUGGUACUUCUUUAUCUCAUUACAUUGUACUGUACUUGCUCCACUCAGGAAUUACCUCGGGCUCUGAAAUUUUUCUCUUCCAUCUUGUAACGCAAUUCUUAUAUAUCUAGUCUUUACUGUCCUUACUAGGAAAGCCAUCUGUUAUUAAGUAAAUAACUUCUAGGUGUAACGGUUAAUACCCCACAAAGUAGUUCAUUAGAAAACAAAGUUAACCCUGUAAAUAACUCAUGAAUAGAAACUAGUAUUAUUAGCAGCCUCCUCCUGACCUUAAAAGAAUAAAUUUGCAACAUACCUUUAAUUCUCUAGCAGUCUUGCAAAUGUAUGGCAUAAAGUUAUGUGAGAUGAG